AGAGUUGAGGGCAACAUGGGAGGGUUUCUGUACCUUUGGAGUAAGGUUCUGAAGGGCGAGAUGCCGGAGGGAUCAGGCCUGGCCAAGCUGGUGGAGGCCCACGGCAAGUUUGGAGUCUCCAUCAAAGUACAGAAGGCAGCUGGUGUUGGAGGAGCAAAGGGAUUCUUUGAAUCCAAGAUGAACGAAGAUGCUGACAAGGAGAAGUACCAACAGGAGAUACAGGAGCAGCAGCGGUUGGACUACGAGCGCAAGCGGCAGGAGAAGGCCGAAAAAGAGAAGGAGGAGGAACGCAAAGCUGCGUUCAAGGCCCGUGCUGGAGCAUUUGAGUAGCAACUCUCCACCAGUGAUUAUCAAUACUGUAAUGUUAAACCUUUGCAACACAGAAGUCAGCUUGUCAAGCUUGGUACUAUAUAAGAAAACAGAGUCAUGAGAAAAUUAGCUGAAGCUAGGUGGCUUGAAGUUUGCUGUUCAGGGCAGUUUGUAGUUCCUUCUCCAUGUAAAAGCCAACCUGCAUUAGUACACCCACAUGUUUGAGGAUUGCUCAUGUUUGUGUGAAAGUGACAAAAAACAUAACAAAUAGGAUGUGGCAAUGUUGGCAUUUUGACAGUGAGUUUGUUUUUGUCCGACUGGUACUUCACUUCCUCUCCAUCCCUAAGAAAAGAUUUGAUAUUCAUGAGAAUAAAGUAUCUGUAACCUGCA
Messenger RNA from Branchiostoma floridae (Florida lancelet), 699 nucleotides. Its product is annotated as EF-hand domain-containing protein D2 homolog. Lineage: Eukaryota; Metazoa; Chordata; Leptocardii; Amphioxiformes; Branchiostomatidae. The coding region runs from base 16 to 330 and encodes 104 amino acids. The transcript has 3 exons. The record is from RefSeq and is a predicted model, not a curated record.